AUGCCAGAUGCAAGGGAACAUAAGCAGGAAAAACAAGAUGCCGCAGAACUUCAUCCUAGAAGUGGAGAUUUUCGAUGUCUGGGUAUCGACUUCAUGGGGCCAUUUCCAUCAUCGUAUGGCAAUGAGUAUAUUCUGGUGGCAGUUGACUAUGUGUCAAAGUGGGUCGAAGAUUUGGCUAGCCCUACAAAUGACGCAAAUGUGGUUUUGAAGAUGUUCAAAUCUGUCAUAUUCCCAAGGUUUGGUGUGCCUCGAGUUGUGAUCAGCGAUGGAGAAGAAUGGUGUAAAGCACAAGGUGGUGACUUCAUACCAUCCUCAGCGAGUGGGCAUGUCGAGAUUUCCAACAGGGAGAUCAAAAACAUUUUGCAGAAAACUGUAAGCACCACAAGGAAAUAUUGGUCUGUGAAGCUUGAUGAUGCUCUUUGGACAUAUACGACAGCUUACAAGACACCUUUGGGGACCACACCAUUUCACUUGGUGUAUGGAAAAGCAUGUCAUCUCCCAGUGGAACUUGAGUAUGAUGUCGGUGUUGUGAGGGUGUCAAAGUACAAAGCUGCUUGGACAGUGAAGGUGCUGAAUUUCGAUGUUAGAAGUGCUCCUGAGAGGAAAGUGAUGCAGCUGCACGAGUUGGAGGAAAUUAGGCACCUGGUCUAUGAAAACUCGAAAAUCUACAAGGAUAAAACUAAAGCUUUCCAUGACAAGAGGAUUCUCAACAGGAGUUUUGCACCAAACGAUCAAAUAGAGCUAGCAAAACGCCUUGUGGCAAGUUCUUUCGCAGACCGUGUAUUCUUCUGUAACUCUGGAACAGAAGCCAACGAAGCAGCCAUCAAGUUCUCGAGAAAGUUCCAAAGAUUCACCCAUCCUGAAGACAAAGGAGUCGCGACAGGCUUCAUCGCCUUUACAAAUAGUUUCCAUGGUAGAACCUUAGGAGCUCUUGCCCUGACAAGCAAAGAACAGUACAGAACUCCUUUCGAACCCAUCAUGCCAGGCGUAACAUUCGUGGAAUACGGUAACAUUCAAGCCGCCACAGAUCUUAUCCGCUCGGGUAAAAUAGCUGCUGUGUUUGUGGAGCCUCUUCAAGGAGAAGGCGGGGUUUACUCUGCUACAAAAGAGUUUCUCCAGUCUCUUCGCUCUGCUUGUGAUGCUGCAGGGUCUCUUCUCGUCUUCGAUGAGGUUCAGUGUGGUUUGGGUCGAACGGGUAACCUUUGGGCAUAUGAAGCAUUCGGUGUAACUCCUGACAUAAUGACGGUUGCAAAACCUUUAGCCGGUGGUUUACCAAUUGGAGCGGUGCUUGUUACUGAAAAGGUUGCUGAGACCAUCAAAUAUGGAGAUCAUGGAAGCACAUUUGCAGGGAACCCUCUUGUGUGCAGUGCAGCCAUCGCUGUACUUGAUAAAGUAUCCAAACCGUCUUUCUUGUCCAGUGUCUCAAGCAAAGGUCUAUACUUUAAGGAUCUGUUGGUGAAGAAAUUAGGAGGAAACUCGCACGUGAAGGAAGUGAGAGGAGAAGGGCUUAUCAUAGGAGUGGAGCUCGAUGUGCCGGCAAAUCCAUUGGUCGAUGCUUGCCGUGAUUCUGGUCUUCUGAUCUUGACGGCAGGGAAAGGGAAUGUCGUUAGGAUUGUUCCGCCUUUGAUUAUAUCGGAGGAGGAAAUCGAACGUGCGGUUGAGAUUGUGUCCCACAAUUUAACUGCUCUUGAUUGA
Messenger RNA from Eutrema salsugineum, 1695 nucleotides. RefSeq names its product acetylornithine aminotransferase, chloroplastic/mitochondrial. The record is from RefSeq and is a predicted model, not a curated record. Gene Ontology annotation, cellular component: chloroplast stroma. NCBI's taxonomy places the organism in Eukaryota, Viridiplantae, Streptophyta, Magnoliopsida, Brassicales, Brassicaceae. Gene Ontology annotation, molecular function: nucleic acid binding; identical protein binding; transaminase activity. The coding region runs from base 1 to 1695 and encodes 564 amino acids. The transcript is spliced from 5 exons.